Messenger RNA from Strongylus vulgaris, 239 nucleotides. Lineage: Eukaryota; Metazoa; Nematoda; Chromadorea; Rhabditida; Strongylidae. The record is from the annotation of a GenBank genome assembly.
AUGCCAUUGCUGGGAUUCUUCCAAGGAUACAAUAACAGUAAAGAUGAGGACUAUUGGGUUCGAACUGGCAAAACAGAUAUCGACCGACUGGGUGAGAUUGUAACAUGGGCAAAUGUAACUUCUUUACCGGAUUACUGGUGGCCAACACCAUAUGCGAGAAGUAUACGAGGAUCAGGUAAAAGCAUGAAAUUCAAAGUACAUUGGCAUCAUUCAAAAGUUUUCUUUAGAUUCUGCUAGUU